Xiphophorus couchianus (Monterrey platyfish) is the source of this 1224-nucleotide messenger RNA. It is a transcript of the gene thg1l, whose product is annotated as tRNA-histidine guanylyltransferase 1-like. Gene Ontology annotation, biological process: tRNA modification. The transcript is spliced from 7 exons. Bases 170 to 1057 code for a protein of 295 amino acids. Gene Ontology annotation, molecular function: magnesium ion binding; tRNA guanylyltransferase activity. Lineage: Eukaryota; Metazoa; Chordata; Actinopteri; Cyprinodontiformes; Poeciliidae. The record is from RefSeq and is a predicted model, not a curated record.
UAUAAGAAAAUAUGUCGCUAUAUAUCUCCGAAGAACAGCAAGUAACGUAUUGGGUUUGAUUAAAAAACAAAUAUUGUUCAACUCGGAACCUUUGUGAGGGACGUUCUGGAGGUGGUACUGCAGCUACGGCAUAUUUGAUCGACGGACUGUACACAAAGCAACUCUCUGGAUGCUGAUAGGAAGACUUGGUGCAGCGGGAAGCUCCUGUUUCGCCGCAGCAUCUCUGCGUCCGUUUUCCAGCUCCAGCGCAAUGGCAAAAAGCAAGUUUGAGUACGUCCGCAGUUUUGAAACGGACGACACCUGCCUCAGGAACUGCUACAUUGUCGUACGACUGGAUGGCCGCAACUUCCACAAGUUUGCAGAGCAGCACCAGUUCUCCAAGCCCAACGAUGACAGGGCUCUGGGGCUGAUGAGCAAGAGCGCCCGCUCUGUCAUGGAGGGGCUGGAGGAUAUUACCAUCGCCUAUGGUCAAAGUGAUGAGUUCAGCUUCGUUUUUAAAAGAACCACCACCUGGUUCAAAAGACGAGCCAGUAAACUCUUGACUCAUGUGGCCUCCCAGUUUUCCUCUUCGUAUGUGUUCUACUGGAAGGAGUUCUUCGGAGAACAGCCCCUCUUGUACCCACCUGGCUUUGACGGGCGGGUGGUUUUGUAUCCCACCGGCCGUAACCUCAGGGACUACCUCAGCUGGAGGCAAGCAGACUGUCAUAUAAAUAACUUGUAUAACACCGUAUUUUGGACAUUGAUUCAAAAAGGAGGACUCACUACAACACAGGCCGAAGAUCGACUAAAGGGAACAUUAGCUUCAGAUAAAAACGAGAUUUUGUUCUCAGAAUUCGACAUCAACUAUAACAACGAAUCGGCCCUCCACCGGAAAGGCACCACCCUCAUUUGGGAAAAGCGGGACGAGACAGUUAGCAAGCGCAUAAAGCGACCAAAUGAGGAGGAGAAGCAGGUUCCUGUCACACGGAGCAGGAGGAAGGUGGAGGCCUACCACUGUGACAUGAUCGGGGACCAGUUCUGGGAGGAACACCCAGACGUUCUCCAGGACGACACCUGACAACAGCAACUCUCCUUGGAAAAACGACUCUGAGCUGCAUAUUUAAAGCUGGCUCUCACAGACAGAGACUAAAGAAUCACAGUACAGUUAUUCUCCCAACAGCUGAUUUGUGUUUCUACUUUUAAUCUAUUAAAUCACGUACAUAACGAUCUGUCAAAAAAGUCCAA